This is a messenger RNA of Hemibagrus wyckioides, 5932 nucleotides long. It is a transcript of the gene cckbrb, whose product is annotated as cholecystokinin B receptor b. Gene Ontology annotation, molecular function: neuropeptide receptor activity; gastrin receptor activity. Gene Ontology annotation, cellular component: membrane. The transcript has 5 exons. Gene Ontology annotation, biological process: neuropeptide signaling pathway. NCBI's taxonomy places the organism in Eukaryota, Metazoa, Chordata, Actinopteri, Siluriformes, Bagridae. Bases 360 to 1667 code for a protein of 435 amino acids. The record is from RefSeq and is a predicted model, not a curated record.
AAGUCUCGAUCACUCGUCUCUCCGCUUUAAACCGGCAGCGCGCAAACGGAUGCCACACUGCGGCUUCUUCUAACCGCAUCCACAUCGUCUGCGCACUACAGAGGAUCCUUCAGCAGCACAGGGCUCUCAACAAUCAGCCGAACUGCAAAAAAAAGUUAUUGAAUGUUGUUAAAAAUCCUGUUUUGUUCAAGUCAACCCAAGAGAGACAGUAGUUUGCGUUAUCCAUUAAUGCGUAAUGGCUCUGUGUAUGCAUUAAUAACAUGCAUUUAUAAAGGAAUUUAGAGAAAACUUCAACAAAUCUGUUUACCUUAAAGACUUUUCUUUAAAAAAAAAAAAGAAUAAUAAUAGAAAAGAUUGACAUGGAGUUAGAACACCUGAAGGGACUGCUGGAGUGUUUAAACAGCUCAUUUCUGAACGGGAGUCUGGACCUGAGCGACAAUAACGACACCUGCGGAGAAGAGCACUUUAUUUCCCAAGAGCGACCUGUACGACCUAAAGAAAUGGAUUCGGUGCGGAUUCUGCUAUACUCUCUGAUAUUCCUGCUCAGUGUCUUUGGCAACCUGCUCAUCAUUGUGGUUUUGGUGGUGAAUAAACGAAUGCGGACAGUCACCAACUCCUUCCUCCUCUCGCUGGCUGUCAGUGAUCUGAUGAUGGCUGUGUUCUGCAUGCCCUUCACCUUCAUCCCAAAUCUGUUGGAGGACUUCAUUUUUGGAGCUGCCAUGUGCAAGAUCGUGGCAUAUCUCAUGGGGAUUUCUGUCAGCAUAUCCACCUUCAGUCUUGUGGCCAUAGCAAUCGAGAGAUACAGUGCUAUCUGUAAUCCUCUGAAGUCUCGGGCCUGGCAGACACGCUCCCAUGCAUACAAGGUUAUCGCUAUGACUUGGGCUCUGUCUUUCCUUCUCAUGACCCCAUACCCAAUCUUCUCCUCACUUGUAAGCUACCCCAAGCCUAACAACGUCACCGCACAUAUGUGCCGCCACGAUUGGCCCAAAGACCAGGUGAAGCAGGCUUGGUGCAUCCUGUUGCUGCUGAUUCUCUUUGUCAUACCUGGAGUGGUGAUGAUCAUUGCUUAUGGGCUCAUCUCCCGUGAGCUGUAUUGCGGAAUACAGUUUGAGAUGGAGCAGAAGAAAGGUCACAGUGGAACAAGGAACGGUGCAACUGCCACCUUCUCAUCUGGCAUUGAUCAUGGUGAUGGAUGCUACAUUCAGGUACUGAAGCGCCCCAACUCCAUGGAGAUGUCCACUCUGACCCUGGCUGCCUCUGCCAAGGUGGACCGUCCUCGCAGCAAUGCAUCUGAGACCAAGCUCAUGGCGAAAAGGCGUGUGAUCCGCAUGCUGAUUGUCAUUGUAACCAUGUUCUUCAUCUGCUGGAUGCCCUUGUACUCUGUUAAUACCUGGAAGGCUUUCCAUCCACCUUCUGCCCACAGGGUUCUCUCUGGAGCCCCAAUCUCUUUUAUUCACCUCCUGUCCUAUACUUCAGCAUGCGUCAAUCCAAUUAUCUACUGCUUCAUGAACAAGCGCUUUCGCAAGGCUCUGCUAACCACUUUCUCCUGCUGCUGCCGAUCAUGCCGGCCACGGAGCUUCAGUGAGGGAGAUGAUGAUGUCACUGCCACAGGGGCAUCAGUUUCUAAGUUUAACUACACCACCAUUAGCACCAUGGGAACAUGUUGAUUUCCAGCAAAUAAGAGAGGUGGCCUGAUCUUACCUUAGAUAGAAGAUAGAAGGAGACAGGGAUGGAGGAGGUUCAGUAGAUGAUUGCUGGCUUGGACUGGUGGAGGACUCAAAUUAUUGGUAAAUGUCUUGCCUGAAAAGGGAAUAAACCUAGGUUUGACAUUGCGGUUAUUGAGGAUGUGCUGCUAUGUGAUGUGAUAUGUUAAUUGUGUGGUAUUAACAAUAAUAUCAGCAUGCUAAUCCAUCACUUAUUGUUUUGUAAUUUGUGAUUGCCUAUACUAUUGGAUAUGUAUAAUAUAAUUAUUGUUAUAUGUAUUUUAUUAUACCUACAGUAACCUACAGUGCUGUUUUUAAGGGCCUGCUUACAACUGCAUUAUGUUGUUGAGAAGUUUUGUGCUUUUAAGCAGUCGUGAGAUAAAUAAUUGAUUUUGAAUUCAAACAAAUAUAUAGAUGUGCAACAUAUUAAAGUAAAAACUUAAGGAAGAGGAAAUGCUUCUAGACCAGUGUACUGCAUGGUAGAAUUAAGCAAUUACCAACCUGCCAUGUAAUAUGUAGACAAGACAUUUUUAUACUUGUAGACAAGUAUAAAAAUACUGAGCAGGCCCAAGUGGAUGGCCAUGAUUUUGCGUCAAGAUAGCGGAAGAGGAAAAGAUCUACAUGACUUUAAAAAUGGGUACAUUAUUGGGGCUCAAAGGGCAGGAGUAACAAAUAUUGUUUUAAUAGCAACACCAACUAAAGUGACAUCUGAUGAUGUGGUAGCUUAGUGGUUAAGGUGUGAAUUAGUCAUUGGAAGGUUUGAGCUCGAAUCCUAGGUCCACCAAGCUGCUACUGCUGGGCCCUUGAGCAAGGCCCUUAACCCUCAGUUGCUCAGUUGUAUAAAAUGAGAUAAAAAUGUACCUCGCUCUAGAUAAGGGUGUCUGGAAAAAAAACCCCAGAAAUGUAAAUUAAUAAAUGUAAACAGGCUCUGAUCUAAAGGUUGGAAAUAAAUAUAAUUAAAAAUUACAAAUACAUACUUGAAUUACUUACACACAUAAAUAUGUGACUUGUUGUCAGUUGUGCAAUAACAGAAAAGAAAAGAAAAACAUCAAAAUACAGCUUUAAUUGCAGAUGCCACUGGAUUUGGGGUAGGAUAAUACAAUUACAACUUCUUGUUUGUCUUUUCUUUGAUUGCACAAAUUGAAAUUUCAUUUCAUCAAGCAUUUAUUGGUUGUGGUUUUCCUUCAUGUACUCACUCUCACUGGUUGUGGUUUUAUGCUGGUGGCUCAAAUUGCCGGUGACCUUGUGCUGUGGAUUUCAGGGUCAUGCUGACUUUAUGAUGCUUGAAAGCCCACAGGAUGAUUUAUGGCUGCUUUAUGUGUUUGUUUCUUCAGUCCUUGCAUAUCUGUGUAUUAAAUUUAUUAUUGCAAGCUGUCCACUAUAGCAUACCGAGCAAACAAAGACGCACACACACACACACACACAUACAAAACAACCAAGCUUUCCUCAUAUCCUUUCAACAGGGAGGUUAAAGAAAAAGAAAAGGUACUCUAGGUUUAAGGCAUGCCAGAACGAGAUUAAUGAAAGUACAUCCUCUAUUAUAUAAAGAUUCCUUUAGUCAAAAUGUUUCUCACUCACCAACAUACUUAACAUUCCAUUUGUAUGCAUAUAUACAGUAUAAGGUCUUUCCAAAGACUGCAUUUGACAAUGUACUGAUGAAAGAAGUCAGAACACAAUUCAAGUUCUCACUAUAUUUUAUACCAUGGCUGCUAACAGAAGUAAAAAAAAAAAAGAAGAAGAAGAAGAAGAAUGGAUCAGAGUUUUCCAGAGGAGUGCUGUUUACAUUCACCUCUCUCACUAACUCACCCUUAAUUUUCCACUCAUCCUCUAGCUCUGUUUAUUUUCCUUCAGUUAAAACAAUUCACUAAUCAAUGAGCAUCUGCUGUUUGGGUCUGUUUUAUACUGAACGGUGGAAACAACAUAUCCAGAAAAAAAGUUUCCUAGGCCCCAUUCUCUGAUUAUAACCAAUAAAAAUAGCACAAAGCUUUGUUUUCCCAACCUACACACUAACGUCUCAGUCUGGUCAGGAAAAGCAGACCAGCUUCAAACAGAGAGAUUUUUUUUUUUUCAAAGUCAGAAUAGGAUCACAAUGUUGACAUUUCCAUUUUAUUCCAAACUGCCUCCAGCUUUAUCAAGGGUAUUUUUUUUAGACAUGUAUAAAUACUCAGUCACACCUGGAAUGACUUCAUCCAGUGAUGUUUGACAGCAACACCCAUCCAAUCCUGGGCAUGAUAUCAUCCUACAAUUUGUAACACAGUGGUGAGUGAUUAGUAGUGAUUAAUGUGCCUGUAGCUACAUGUUCAAAUUUUGCUGUAGUUCGGUGAAGUGUGAGUGGAUUUAUGCAGGUAUAACAAGUAGAAACACAAUACCGUCCUUGUAAUGGUGCAGAAAACUCUGAGUGGAAUAAUCAAACUUCGCAUUGAACCCAGAACAACAUUAGAAGAGCAGCACGUCAUUCUGUUUCAGCCCUUAUAGAAACCACUUCAUUGACUUUCAAUGGCAUGUCUCCUGUGAAAAAAAAUAUAGAUAAAAUUUUAAAUUGUUUAUCAAACGUGUCCGACACCUGCCCUAUAAUUCUUCUAAACAAUAUGUUUGGUAAUUGCAGAUAUCCCGAAUGCUUCUGUCUGAAAGAGGCUGAAUCUGCUUCUAUCUCAUUCACAAACUGCUGUUGUUAAUGCUUCUAGCUUUUUUUUAAGGGUAGGGUAGUGAGACUGGAUAAUGUUUUAGCAACUUGUACAAGAAUUCGGAUAAAGAUGUCCUAAGGUGGCCUCUAGCUGUCCCCUGAUUAAAUGGUUGUAAGCAUAUACAUACUGUAGCAAAGCUAGCAAAUAUCGGUAAAGUUGGCAGAAACUUCCACAAACCUCCAGUCAAUCUUCUCUCUGCUUACUCAUUUAUAGACCUCAACAUCUGUGCCCAAACAUCUGAACCGCUGGCCAUAGAAAACCAGAUUGCAUGUUAUCUAAAAGGACAAUGUUUAAUUUAAAUGAGUGAGUUUACGUUUUGAAAGUGAAUUAAUGGAGAAAAUCUGGAACAUUGCUACAUUACAACCUUGUACUUUUAUAGGUUUUUGAUGUCCAUUUGAUGUCCACUGAGACCUAUUUAUUAUUAUAUAGACAUUUACAUUUCAGACACUGAAGAGGCCAUGGUACAUCAGCUAGCCAUUUAGUUCACGUAGAAGAAUCACAAUUAGCUAGAAGUUCUGCAGCAGCAAGAAAAAAACUCUAGUCAUUACACCUUUGGUGAAAAUAAACUACUUUAAACUACAAAACUGAGCAAUUAACCAGUAUUUAUUUGUAGCUAUUAGUAGUAUCUCAGUUGUUAAUAAAGCAUUAUUAAUUUCUUGUCCCUGCAUAGUCCCUGCAUUUUGCCCUAGUAUGUAAAGGACAGUAUUGUACAGUGCUGUAAAGUAAUUGUGUUUCUCAUGACAAUGACAAUAUUUUUUGUACUAAAAUUAAUUUGAUUUUUUUUUUUUUAACUUUACAGCAUUAAUGGCUGAAAUUACUUCCACAGAAAGAUUCAGUUGUUUUAAAGAGUGAUUGAACUUCACCAGGUUAAGCUGACUGAUCAUGGACAAUGUAAUAUUUCAUUGUAUUUGUAAUUGCUUACUAACCCUUUUGAAAGAGAUAUACAAAUGUGCUUUCACAAAUAUACAACGAAAAAAUAUAUAUAUUAGUAGUGAGUAGAAAAAAAAUUCCUCUCAGCAUUCAUGUGCUCAGUUUUGUGAGAGAAGAAAUUGUUUUAAUGUGUGUUCUGUUGUAAAUGUGGAGUUUUUAACAGCAGCAUUUAUUGGAAUCUUAUAUUAAGAUAAUGUUCUGAUGUAACAUUCAGCAUCAGAGCAGACACUGAGAGAGUGGGAGAUCAGACACUGUGUGUUGUGUGAGCAGAAACAAUGGUUAGGAUUGAUGAAAGCUAAUGGUAGACCAAAAAGAAUGGAGAAAUUGUUAGUGCAGGGUGAGUGUGUGUAAUCUUGGUUGGAGAUGAUUACUUGACUAUUGUCAAUUGUUAUGUGUCUUGAUGUUCUGUUUGUGUAUUCCUGUGUAAGUAUUAUAAAAAAUAAAGGCUGUAUUUCCUCACAUGGCUGGUAGCUGUUAUAGUUACAUACUGUACCUGGAGAGUAAAGCUGUAUUGUAAGUAGACACAUUGAUUAUGUUUCAGACUUUAGAUGUAUGAGUCUGUCACCAGGUGGUAAAUAUAAUUUAUUACUUUGAAAAAAACAACAACAAAAGUAG